AUGAAUCAACCCCCUUUAUCCAGAUCAGGAGUUUCUAGAGUGAUGUCAUCAUCUUCACCAGUUAUGCCAAGCCCUGUAGAAGGGAAAUAUCCUAAACUGCCCGAUUCCCUACUGGUCUCUAUGGAGAGGGAGCGUAGAACUAACGUAUUGUCCCCAAAUCCAACUUGCCUAGUCUCCAACAGUGGUGUUGUGGGGCCUUUAUUUUCAUCAGAUUCAGGAAUUUCUUCAAAUCUCCAAUUUUCUUCCAUGUCCCCUCACGGGAGGCAUCCGAGCUCUUCCUGCAUCUCCCCAACACCAAACAGUGGCGCAUCUUUUCUUUUAGCAAUUUCUUCAAAUUCAGGAAUGUUUCAGCCUUCGUCAUCCAGUUGCCUGUCUAGAGAUUCUAGUGAACUCAUCUGGUCGCCAGAAACCAUUGAGGACUUCCUUGUUGGAGACGGUGCUCCUGUUGAGAAUGCUCAAAGACAGAGUGCUACCAUUGUGAGUGCUGAAGAUCCCAAGCAACAUGACUGGCCCGAUUGGGUGGGUAGCGAUGAUUUGGGGAGCAGCUGGAAUGAAUAUCUCCUUGAUACUGAUGCUACUGCCACUGAGUCUAAGGUGCCUACUUUAUCCCUGUUAUGGCAGUGGCUGUGCCAUCUCCAUAGGAGAUAAGUCUUGUACCAUCUUCCAUCGUCUCUGCACGUAUGUUAGGGUUUUAACUCAUUUUGUUGCAUCUCUUCAGGUGCUGUGUGCAGCACCACAACCAUUGACGCAAGUUGCAGCACAACAACCACAUAUUCUUCAACAAUUACCGUCUCAUUCUGGGGAUAUUUUUCUGAACAACUGCACCUCACCGUCUGCAAGUAACGCACCAGUCAAGCAAAGGAUGCGCUGGACACCAGAACUUCACGAGCGCUUUGUGGAAGCUGUCAAUCAGCUUGGUGGCAGUGAAAGUAUGCGAUGCCAUCUUUCCUGCAUAUUGUUUGAUGGAAGUGCAAAGUCCCUCCUUUUAUUAAAUACUUGAUUAUGUUUCAACAGGAGCUACCCCUAAAGGAGUUCUGAAACUCAUGAAAGUUGAUAACCUGACCAUUUAUCACGUUAAAAGCCACUUGCAGGUAUGCGCAAAGCUCUCCUCCUGGAUGAAACUUUGCCAAGAUCCACUCUGGCUUCACGACUUUUUUCUUUCUUUCUUUUUUCUUCUGUUGAUUGCAGAAAUACAGAACGGCUCGAUACAGACCCGAAUCCUCAGAAGGUUAGUGAAUGCAUCACUUUUUUUUAUUGGAGACUAGAACUUAAAUAAACAGCAUAGCGUGUUUCUGUUAUCUUAGUCUCCCAGUUUCAUACCCAGUUCUUGUUGCUAUGUUUCUCUUCUCCCUCUCUCAAAGCACCCGUCUUCAGGUUCAAUUAUCAGGAGCUCGAUUGCCGUUUGGCGUAGAGUUUCUCUUUUACUAUUCUUCUGUAAUUAAAGAUUCUCUAUUGCACUUUGAUCUUCACGUAUGCCUUUUUUGGUUAUAUAACUUUUGAGAUACCAAAGAGAGUUUCAUGCGACAUGCUCUCUCAUGAAUCUGUGGCCACUUCCAUAUCUUUCAUGCAGGUACUGGAGAGAAGAAGGUUUCUGCUAUUGAUAAAAUCUCUUCUUUGGAUCGAAAGUCGUAAGUUCCCCACAACCCAUCCUGAAAACUUCUAGCGUCAUAUCUAUUUUUUUUUAAUUCCUGCGUGCGUAGAAAUAACUGUGUCGGCAGUUCUUGUGUCCAUCCAUUGAGACGAUGUUGACCUCUAAGUGUUGUCAUCCGCUUUGUAAACUCUUUGAAGCUGACAUCACAAACUUAACAUACCAGGAUUUGUUGUUAGAGUAGAUCAUGUUGGAUUUUAGAUGGGAAAUUACAGAUGAAACUAAGAGUCUACAAUGGCUGCUUUGCCAAAUAAUUUGAUUCAAAACCUGGUUACCGGGCACCCAAGUUGUUUCCCAGGAGACAAUUAAUCCCCACGAUGAUGUUAAAAUAAUGGGGAAAAUGGAAUAAUCUGUCCGUCCUACAGAGAAUGGAAGACUGCAAGCUGAAACCAGCAGGAGUUGUGGAAUAGCAAGAAAGAGAAGAACAGAUUACCUCGUUCUUUGAUGCUAUCAGUCGCCAGCCAUGGCUGCCGGCUGUGACUGCUAUUCUUUUACCCUUUUUAUUUUUUUUAUGUUGAUAUAAUCAUGUGAUUUAUAAGUACUUUUUCAUUUGAACCAUGGUUCUGUCUUCCCCUCUGGCUCGGCCAUUUGGCUGCUCUGGUCUGAUCUGAUCUGAACCAUGUUAGUGCAAAAUAAGGCAAAAAUAUUCCCGCCUUGUGAAAUUACGAUAUGCCCUACAGAAGUAAAAUAUUUAUUGUCAGAAAUCUCUAACACACUCCGUCGUUUUUUCUUGGUAAGAAAUUUGUUCUGAGAUAGAACUCUUCUUAAUCUUUUUCCAGCGGUAUUGAUAUCACCGAAGCAUUGCGGCUGCAGAUGGAAGUUCAGAAACAGCUUCAUGAACAACUCGAGGUGCAUUUCUUUGGUGUUGGGCUGCUCUGACUUUCCCCCAUUACUCUCCGCAUUUCUUUGGGCUUGCACUAAUAUACCAUCAUGAGGCCGCCUUAUUCGAUCAAAUUAUUAUCUUAUUAUUCGAAAUGAACAGAAGCUAGUGGUCAACGGCUGAGUUCAAAUGCGUUUGUUUCUCUGCAGAUCCAGAGGAAUCUGCAGCUGAGAAUCGAAGAACAGGGGAGGUACCUCCAGAUGAUGUUCGAAAAGCAGUGCAAGACAGGGAAGGAGAUGUUUAACCUCCCUCCUGCAUCGGACAUACCCUCAGUCCAAUCUUUAGGCAUGAACCAAUCCAACCAUGGAAGUGAAGCUCCUGAGAAAGAUCCGUCCAGAGCCUGUGAUCAGGUCCGGGCUGAUCUCGAGAGAGCCGAAGAGAGCCCACGGAAGGUGGGCGCCGAGCUGAAGAUGUCUGAAGCAGAGCCCUCCGCCGAUAUCACCUUGAGUGACAUCGGCGAACCCCAAUCUCCCCCCUUGAAGCGCGCGAGAGAAAGCAACGAGGCCAACCCAUCAGUCCCAGCAGCAGCCUCAGACUAA
Molecule: messenger RNA, 3067 nt
Organism: Spirodela intermedia
Lineage: Eukaryota; Viridiplantae; Streptophyta; Magnoliopsida; Alismatales; Araceae
Source: the annotation of a GenBank genome assembly